CUCUAUCUCUCUCUCUCGCGCGCGCUUCCGGACUUCCCGCAGAGGCGAUGCCCUUGUGACGCGUCGCCUUCUUCUCUCGCCGGUGAAGCCCUCUUUUGCUUUCUGCUUCGCUCCGGACGUUGUUCGCGGUCUGCAUUGCAAGAACUGUUCGACCUUUCUGUUACAGUAUGGAAAAAGGAAAAAGUGAUCAAGACGACCAUGUAGUCCGUAAGCUGAAUCGACAGAUAUCGAAUUCUACUACGCGGAAUCCUUAUGCUGGAGAACCCUUCCGAAGUGGUGGUGGUGCCUCCCCAAGCCUUGACCCAAUUCUUUCAGAUGAGGCCAAGAACUCUACUUCCAGUAACUUGUCUGACCCAUCAAACACUCAAGAUGUGAAAUGUCCAUUGGUUCAGGAGGCCAAUUCUGGUAACCACCGUAGAGCAUCGACCAUGACUGCCGGUCAAGAUGCAUUGAACUCGCCAGAUGACCGAUCCUUGGCUUCAGCAUUCAAGGCAAUGAGCUUCAAGAAAAGGAUUGAAUUUGAUUUGACUAUUCCAAGUUUUGAGCACAAUCCAGCUUCAUUUAGAUAUGCAGUCUUGCAUAAUUCAGAACACCUAAACAAGUCUUCCUCUAUGCCUGAGUCCUCAGAGAUGCCAAUCCGUAUGCCCACCAUGCCAAAUGGAGUUGAUCUGCCAAAUCUGGAAGCAAAAGGGUAUUCCUCUUUCAUCACUAGGGAUGACUCCAGUAUGUGCAACAGAACAUUAGACGGACAUUGUGAUGCAAGCUCUUGUAAGCUCAAUUUUUGUGCCCCAAGAUACCAAACGCCAAACAGUGUAUUAGCUUGUCACAAUGAGCAGUGGCAAAGCUACACAGGUUACCCUUCUGAUAUGCCUGUAAAUCCAGGAAAGCAGACUUUUUCAUCGCCUGGUGUUUUGGCACAGGGGUUUCAGCUUCCGACUACAUUCCUGAAUCAGGACUAUGUGGAUGCACCAUCACAUGCUUAUGCUUCUUAUUGCCAGCAAAAUCAACCAAAUGUGGGAUGGUGUGACUUCGAGGAUGAAAGAAAUUAUAUAAAUAAUUCUCAGUAUCUUUACUUUCAACAGCUUGAAAAUCAACAUUUGGAAGGGCACGUUCAAAGAGGAAGAAACUCAGCAACUGGGCAUUUGUCUGGAUGUUCAACACAGCCAUAUUUUCACAUGCCCAUUCCCCAUCAAGCUGGACUAGCAUAUCCUAAUUCUUAUGAGAGUGACGACGUGGCUAACAGUAGAUGUAAUCAGUUGUAUGAUAUUUUGCCAAGCAGAAACCAUGGAAGGUACCAUCGUAAUGGAUAUCCUAGUUUUUCCAAUAGCUCUGUAGUUCCACAAAGAUUGAAGCUAUCAUCUCACUCUGGUUCAACUGUAAGUUCCCAUGGAGACCAAGUUCCAGACUUCUUUUGUAAAUUAACAUCUCAUGGAGUGAACCCACUACGAACUUCUAUUGGUAGCCAUCAAUUGCCAAAACAUGCUGACAACACUAGCCGAAUGUUCCCUGAUGAUGGUGCCAACAGUUAUAACGGGCGGCGUGAUGGAUCAUUAAAUUUGGGUAUUCAGAGAAGUCUGAGUUCCUCUUCUGAUGGUUCUGAUCAGAGACAUGAUCCAGAAUCAUCACAUCUGCAAUACGAUUCACUUGACAAUCUCAGUGGACGAAUACAUAUGUUAGCUAAGGAUUUGUGUGGUCACUGCUUCUUGCUGAAGACACUCGAUAAACGAGAGCGUGGAAAUGUUGAUAAGAUAUUUGUUGAGAUCAUUAGUCAUGUUGCUGAGCUUAUGAUUCAUCCCAUUGCGCAUCAUCUUAUCAAGAAGCUGGUUGAAGUUUGUACAGAACAGCAAUUAACACACAUAACUGAUAAAAUUUCAGAGCGCACCGACCAACUUCCUAGAAUCUGCUGUGACCAGCAUGGAACUUCUGUUGUACAAAAGAUUAUCAAAACUGUUAAAAGUCCGGAGCUUUAUUUUAAUAUCGCCGAAGCUCUAAAACCUGGUAUACUGUCAUUGAUGAAGAACAUCAAUGGUAGUCAAGUUGCACAAUACUGUUUGCGAUACCUUCCACCUGAAUCGAAAGAGUUUCUUUUCGACGUUGCAGUUGCUAACUGUAUUGAGCUAGCAAGAGAUCGCCAGGGUUGUUGUGUGAUUCAAAAAUGCCUCUCUGAUUUAGAAGGGGAGCAGAAAAAUGAUUUACUGUUCAAGGUUACAUCUAAAGCUCAUGCCCUCUCCCAAGAUCCUUCCGGGAAUUAUGUGGUGCAAUUGAUUCUCGAUCAACAGAUUCCAUGGGCAACAUCCAGAAUACUAGAUCAGCUGGAGGGUCAUUACGGAACCUUGUCCGUACAAAGAUACAGUAGCAAUGUGGUGGAGAAGUGCCUCAAACUUGUGCGAGACGACCAGUGUGACAAUAUCAUUCGGGAGUUGAUCAAUGAUCCUUGUUUUGUCCAGAUCUCACAGGAUCCAUUUGGGAAUUAUGUCGUUCAGACAGCUCGUAGAGCAUGCAAGGGGGAACUUAUAAUUGCUUUUCUCGAGGCUAUAAGGCCCCAUAUCGCUGAACUCCGUGCUAGUUCAUUUGGGAGGAAAGUACUCUCCAAGACAUACCACAAUGGAUGAUCUCUGUUUCGUGCCUUCUUUUCAGCGAUGUCUGGAAUGAAUGACUUGUUGCGUAGUCUUACCAAAGCUCUAGAAAGAGUUAUUUGCAGUUGCCACAGCAGCGAUUGAGG
Musa acuminata subsp. malaccensis (wild Malaysian banana) is the source of this 2722-nucleotide messenger RNA. Its product is annotated as pumilio homolog 3. The record is from RefSeq and is a predicted model, not a curated record. Gene Ontology annotation, molecular function: mRNA binding. Gene Ontology annotation, cellular component: cytoplasm. Lineage: Eukaryota; Viridiplantae; Streptophyta; Magnoliopsida; Zingiberales; Musaceae. Gene Ontology annotation, biological process: post-transcriptional regulation of gene expression.